This is a messenger RNA of Lactuca sativa (garden lettuce), 791 nucleotides long. RefSeq lists its product as uncharacterized. NCBI's taxonomy places the organism in Eukaryota, Viridiplantae, Streptophyta, Magnoliopsida, Asterales, Asteraceae. The record is from RefSeq and is a predicted model, not a curated record.
AGAUGAUGAUUGAAAAAUUGCAACGGAGGGUUUAACUUUCAGAGCACCUUCUUCUUUAUUCCCCGUCAAAUUCAAGUUUCAACCCAAUCAAAACCCUAAAACCACGCCACAACAAACAUCAUCACCAUGUCUUCAUCUCCAUCCGAGAAAUCCCAAAACCCACAAUCAGAUCACACCGCCGACCACCCUAAAACCCUACACCCUCAAAACCCAGAUCAAGAAUCUACAGAGCCGUCUCCAAGACUCGAAGAAACUGAAAAUCAAGAAGCCGAAGAGGAAGGAGAAUGCGGAUUUUGCUUAUUCAUGAAGGGAGGCGCCUGCAAAGAAGUUUUUAUCAACUGGGAAAAAUGUAUUGAAGAAGGCGAGAAAAACAAUGAAGAUAUAGUCGAUAAAUGUUUCGAAGCUACCUCAGCGUUAAAGAAAUGUAUGGAAGCGAAUCCAGAUUACUACGGCCCAAUUUUGCAGGCGGAGAAGGCGGCGGAGCAGGAAGCAAUCAAGCAGUUGGACAAGGAGAAAGAGGCCGCCGCCGCAGCCACAUCAGAUUCAGGGGAGGAGCAACAAAAACCGGCGAGUUCUUAAUUUUUGGGGAAAAUCGAUAGCAUAAGGAAUUUUUUUGAGGUAAUUACGACGAAAAACCGGGAAUCAAUGAAAUUUUUUGUUGAAUUUUAUAAUUAAGAUACAUGAAUUUAGCGUAGCCACAUGACUGGUUGCUUAAUUUUCUAGUUUUAGGUUUUGAUUUUCGGUUUACAUUGAAGAUUGAUUGCACAAAAUGAAUACGCCCGCAUUCUUGA